AACAUUCCACAUCUCUCUCUCUUCAGCGAUCUUGAGGAGUUCAAUCAAAUCUGUAAAAUAAACAUCCUGAUUAGAAUACACCAUAUAUAUAAGAUGGGUUUGGUUUUUGGUUUUAUAAUGGGGACUCUAAUUGGCAUUGCAUUGAUUGCUGGUUGGUGUCAUUUCAUGCAGUAUCGAAGCUCCAAACGUAUUUCUAAGGCAGUUGACAUUAAGCUUUUGAGUUCUCUUGGUAGAGAAGAUUUAAGAAAAAUCUGUGGUGAUACUUUUCCUGCAUGGAUAUCCUUUCCCGCAUUUGACCAGGUGAAAUGGAUGAACAAGCUACUGGGAAAAAUAUGGCCCUAUGUUGCGGAAGCAGCAACACUGGUCAUAAGAGAAUCAGUUGAACCACUAUUGGAAGAGUAUCGACCUCCUGGAAUAACUUCACUGAAAUUUAGCAAACUUACUCUUGGAAAUGUCGCACCCAAGAUUGAAGGCAUUCGUGUUCAAAGCCUUAAAAAAGGUCAAAUCACUAUGGACAUUGACUUCCGCUGGGGUGGUGAUCCAAAUAUCAUUCUCGCUGUGGAAGCUGCACUUGUUGCUUCAAUACCCAUUCAAUUUAAGGAUCUUCAAAUCUUCACUGUAAUUCGAGUUAUUUUUCAACUAUCUGAAGAGAUUCCCUGCAUUUCUGCUUUUGUUGUCGCUUUACUUGCUGAGCCGAAACCUAGAAUUGAUUAUACGUUAAAAGCCGUGGGAGGAAGCUUAACAGCACUGCCUGGAAUUUCUGAUAUGAUCGACGAUACUGUCAACUCAAUCAUCACAGAUAUGCUGCAGUGGCCCCAUAGGAUUGUUGUCCCACUAGGUGGAGUAGAUGUAGAUGUAAGUGAGUUAGAGCUUAAACCGCAAGGAAAGCUUUCGGUGACUGUAAUCAAGGCAAAUGACUUGAAGAAUGCAGAAAUGAUUGGAAAAUCAGAUCCUUAUGCUGCUAUAUUUAUUCGGCCUAUUUUCAGAUAUAAAACAAAGACAAUUGACAACAACCUCAAUCCUGUCUGGAAUCAAGCAUUUGAACUCAUCGCCGAAGACAAGGAAACACAAUCACUUAUUAUUGAGGUUUUUGAUGAGGAUGUGGGACAAGAUCAACGACUGGGUAUAGCGAAAUUACCUCUAGUUGAUCUAGAACCUGAAACUUCUAAAGAGAUUUCUGUCAGACUAUUGCCAGCACUUGACAUGUUGAAGAUCAAAGAUAAAAAAGAUAGAGGAACUAUAACGCUCAAGAUUUUUUAUCAUGAAUUCAACAAGGAGGAACAGUUGGCUGCACUAGAAGAAGAGAAAAAAACAUUAGAAGAUAGGAAAAAACUGAAAGAUCAAGGAAUAAUGGGGAGUACAAUGGACGCAAUAGAUGGAACAGCGUCACUGGUCGGAUCAGGAAUUGGAAUGGUGGGAAGCGGAGUUGGAGCUGGAGUUGGGAUGGUAGGAAGUGGAGUUGGAGCUGGAGUUGGGAUGGUAGGAAGUGGAAUCGGUGCAGGAGCUGGAUUAGUCGGGAGUGGGAUUGGAGCCGGAGCUGGUGCAGUUGGAAGCGGGAUUGGAGCUGGUGCUGGAUUCGUUGCAAGUGGAAUUGGCGCUGUUGGUAGUGGAUUUAGCAAAGCAGGGAAGUUUGUAGGAAAAAGUAUAAUACCUGGACAAUCAAGUGCUUCCAAGAGGGUUACUGGAAGUAAUAUUCAGCAAGUUCCUUCUACUACUACUACACCAGAACAAGAAGGUCCAAAGCAAGCUUAAUAAUAUUUGUUAUUCAACCAGUAUACACUAUCCAAGAACGAUGUCUUUGGCAACUUCCAUGUGAGGAAGUGAUUUUUCUUGACAACAGUAAUCCUCUUCAAUAAUUUUGAUGUUCUUUUUAGAAUAGAAGUAAGAUCAUUGUGAGUUGCAUGUUUA
Messenger RNA from Papaver somniferum (opium poppy), 1908 nucleotides. Its product is annotated as synaptotagmin-4-like. Gene Ontology annotation, cellular component: endoplasmic reticulum. Lineage: Eukaryota; Viridiplantae; Streptophyta; Magnoliopsida; Ranunculales; Papaveraceae. The transcript is spliced from 11 exons. Bases 94 to 1752 code for a protein of 552 amino acids. The record is from RefSeq and is a predicted model, not a curated record. Gene Ontology annotation, molecular function: lipid binding.